AUGUCUUCUUGGCUCUACAACCUGGCGGUGUUGCCAGGGCGACUGUGCGAGUCUGUCUGUAAAUGCAUCGUCUCGUCGAUGUCAUCGUAUCCUCUUCCACAGCCUCGGACCUUCGACCACAUGACUUUGACGAGCCACGGGCAUAACGAUCUACCGGCUACUCGGCCAAUGGCUCGAAGUUGGCAGAAGACAUGCGGACAGGAGACGACGACGCAACACGAGGUCCUCAUUGACCCUUUUUGCUUUCUCGGAUGGUCCUAUUCGUUUGCGGCUCGUAUCACGAGGGUGCGCUUUGCAGUCUGCUCUUUUCGCUUGUCUUUGCCAAACCGAGGCGGCAGAAGCAACUUCAGAGGGAAUAUCGCAUGA
Protopolystoma xenopodis is the source of this 366-nucleotide messenger RNA. The record is from the annotation of a GenBank genome assembly. Lineage: Eukaryota; Metazoa; Platyhelminthes; Monogenea; Polystomatidea; Polystomatidae.